Molecule: messenger RNA, 2174 nt
Organism: Theobroma cacao (cacao)
Lineage: Eukaryota; Viridiplantae; Streptophyta; Magnoliopsida; Malvales; Malvaceae
Product: Pyridoxal phosphate (PLP)-dependent transferases superfamily protein
Biological process (GO): biosynthetic process; amino acid metabolic process
Molecular function (GO): transaminase activity; pyridoxal phosphate binding
Source: RefSeq, a predicted model, not a curated record
AAAAAAAUAAACCCUGAAACUAGCAGCCAUUUACACACAAAAAAAUCAGAAAAACAAACCAAAAAAAUAGCAAAAUGGGAAAGUUGUUCGGUUCAGUGUGAACGGAGGCUGGAUCCGUCGCUUUUAGAGCUUUCUAGUGGUUCUGAUCGUUGAGUUUUGGGUUCCAGUCUUCACAACAUUCGGUUUCAGAGUUAGGUUGUUUUGGUUGUUGGACAUUUCAAUCGGUGAAAGGAAAGAGGAGGUGGAGAAGAAGAUGAAAUAUGAUUACGGCGGUCGGCGGUGGAUCUAGAUUUUUUUUUUUAAUUUCAGUUUUUUCUAGAUCAAGGAGAGAAGGAUAGGCUUUUGGAAAAAGUAAUCUGAUCAAAGAUAGAAGAGAUUAAGAGAAAUUUUUGGUGAUUUUUAGGCAUUUUUCAAACCACUGUGACCUGCGUUCGACGAAAACGGCGACGGUCGUAUUCUAGGGAGCCUUGGCCGACAUGGGGGAGAAAAAUGUUCAAAGAGAAGAAAUGGUGCCUUUUAUAGUUAGGGAGGUGCCAAAUGGCACCGUUUGAGAGGCCAAUAGUCACAAAAAAAAGAAAGGGGAAAAAAAAGGGGGAGCGGGGAAGGAGGAGAUAUAAGUGGGAAAGAAAAAGCAAAGGAGAGCGAAAAAAAAAAGUAAAGAAAGAGUAAAAGAAAAAAGGAUUGGGUGCAUUGGUAAAGGUUGCAGCGUUUGUUGGAAGUCUCAUGUUCUAACUUUCACAAGCGGUUGUUUUGGGUGAACAACAAAAAAGGAGAAGCGGGCCACUAGCAAAGGGAAAGCCCAGUGCGUGACCCAAAGGUGAAGCUCAGUGGAUCGUAGGCCCAGAAGAAAAAGGGCAAAGAAGAGAGGUUCAACAGAAAAAGAAAAAGUGCCUGGAGAAGGGUUCAAGCCUGUGGAGGUUUAACAACGGUCAAAAAUAGUGUGCUUUUGCCUACUCCACUAGAGUGGGGGAAAGAAGAGUUUUCUGAAGAUGGGUUCUUAUGGAAUGCUUGCCAGAAGGAUUGUAGAGACUGAAAUGCCAGUCAUGGUUCAGAUACAGGAAUUGAUCCGAGGAGCUAAAAAUGCUAUGUCACUUGCUCAGGGAGUAGUAUACUGGCAACCACCGAAAUGGGCUUUGGAUAAGGUCAAAGAUCUUAUUGAGGAGCCUUCAAUUAGUCGUUAUGGUGCUGAUGAAGGUCUUCCCGAACUUAGAGAGGCAUUGAUAAGAAAGUUGCGUCAAGAGAAUAAUUUGCGCAGAUCUUCAGUGAUGGUUACUGCAGGUGCAAAUCAGGCAUUUGUAAACCUUGUUCUAACGUUGUGUGAUGCGGGGGAUUCUGUAGUCAUGUUUGCCCCAUAUUAUUUCAAUGCCUACAUGUCGUUCCAGAUGACAGGUGUCACUAAGAUACUGGUGGGUCCUGGUUACCCAAAGACUCUUUAUCCAGAUGCAGACUGGUUAGAAAAGACAUUGCUGGAAACUAAGCCUGUUCCAAAGCUUGUUACUGUUGUUAAUCCUGGCAACCCAUCUGGGACCUACAUUCCAGAGCCACUACUUAAGAGGAUCUCAGAUCUAUGCAGAAAUGCUGGAUGCUGGCUGGUUGUAGAUAAUACAUAUGAGUACUUUAUGUAUGAUGGUCUAAAACACUCUUGCAUAGAAGGAAAUCACAUAGUCAACAUCUUUUCUUUCUCAAAAGCCUAUGGGAUGAUGGGAUGGCGAGUUGGAUAUAUUGCUUACCCCACAGAAGUGGAGGGCCUUGCAACACAACUUCUCAAAGUUCAAGACAACAUACCUAUUUGUGCUUCUAUCAUUUCACAGCGCCUUGCCCUUCACUCUUUAGAAGUGGGACCUGAAUGGGUUCUUGAACGAGUCAAAGAUCUUGUCAAGAAUCGAGAAAUAGUUGUAGAAGCACUCUCACCAUUGGGAGAAGGUGCUGUAAAGGGUGGAGAAGGUGCAAUUUACUUGUGGGCAACUCUACCAGAGAAAUAUGUUGAUGAUGUCAAGGUUGUUCACUGGCUUGCUAACAGGCAUGGGGUGGUUGUGAUCCCAGGAACUGCAUGUGGGUGCCCAGGGCAUUUAAGAAUUUCCUUUGGUGGGCUGAUGGAGGAUGACUGUAGAGCAGCUGCAGAGAGGCUGAAGAGAGGAUUAGGAGAACUGGUGAAAGAUGGAAUGGUGCAGUAA